Mus musculus (house mouse) is the source of this 5204-nucleotide messenger RNA. RefSeq names its product calpastatin (gene Cast). The transcript is spliced from 32 exons. Lineage: Eukaryota; Metazoa; Chordata; Mammalia; Rodentia; Muridae. The coding region runs from base 365 to 2728 and encodes 787 amino acids. The record is from RefSeq and is a predicted model, not a curated record.
CUAGAUUGGUCUGGACAACUCCACCCGGGAACUGCAAUCUCCAGCUUCCCCUAUUUGCGAUUCACUGAGAACCCUGCAGCUUGGGGGCUAGUCUGGGGGAGGGUCUUGUUUUACAAACCCUGAGCAGACAGUGUUGAAUUCAGCUCUGGGUUGCUGAGAAGUUGGGCUCUCUGCAGUGAGCCCAGGGCAGGAAGGGGAGGGCCUAACUGAGCUGGGCGAGGGCUCAGGGCUGGGUCGGAAAAGCUGCCUCACUGAGCUGUCCCGCUCCUCCUGUCCCGAGGUGGCUGCCCGCUCCUCCCUCCCCCCCGCAAACAAUUUCGCUGCGUUUUCCCGGAAGCUGCGCCCGCAGCGGCUUCACCGAAAAAUGUCCCAGCCCGGCCCGAAGCCUGCCGCCUCUCCCAGGCCCAGUCGCGGCGCGGCAGCUCGCCACACCCAGGAGCAUGUUAAUGAAAAGAAUAUUGGAUCAUCUUCUAAACCAGGAGAAAAGAAAGGAUCCGAUGAGAAAAAAGCAGCAAGUUUGGGGAGCAGUCAGCCUUCCAGACCACAUGUUGGUGAAGCUGCCACAGCCACCAAGGUGACAGCUUCCUCUGCUGCCACCAGCAAGUCCCCCAGCAUGAGUACCACAGAGACUAAGGCAAUUCCAGUAAACAAACAGUUGGAAGGACCUGACCAGAAAAGACCCAGAGAACAGGCUGUGAAAACAGAGUCUAAGAAACCACAAUCAAGUGAGCAACCUGUGGUUCACGAGAAAAAGUCAAAAGGAGGGCCAAAGGAAGGGUCAGAGCCCAAAAAUCUUCCGAAGCACACAUCAAGUACAGGAAGCAAGCAUGCUCAUAAAGAAAAAGCACUUUCCAGAUCAAAUGAACAGAUGGUGUCAGAGAAACCAUCAGAAUCAAAGACAAAAUUUCAAGAUGUUCCUUCAGCUGGUGGAGAGAGUGUGGCUGGAGGUGGGACUGUGGCCACUGCCUUGGACAAAGUGGUUGGUAAGAAAAAAGAACAGAAACCAUUCACACCAGCUUCACCUGUGCAGUCCACACCGAGCAAGCCAUCUGACAAGUCAGGCAUGGAUGCUGCCUUGGAUGACCUGAUAGACACCUUAGGUGGACAUGAAGAUACUAACAGAGAUGAUCCACCAUAUACUGGACCAGUAGUUUUGGACCCAAUGUAUUCUACCUACCUUGAGGCACUGGGUAUAAAAGAAGGGACUAUUCCUCCAGAGUAUAGGAAACUUUUGGAAAAAAAUGAAGGGAUCACACAACCUCUUCCAGACUCUCCUAAACCUAUGGGGACUGACCAGGCUAUAGAUGCCUUGUCAUCUGAUUUCACCUGUAGUUCUCCAACUGGAAAGCAAAGUGAGAAAGAGAAGUCUACUGGGGAAAUUUUCAAAGCUCAGUCUGCAGGAGUGACCAGAAGUUCUGUUCCCCCCAAGGAGAAGAAAAGGAAGGUGGAAGAGGAGGUCAUAAAUGAUCAAGCACUUCAGGCUCUGUCAGAUUCACUGGGCACCCGGCAGCCAGAUCCUCCGAGCCACGUUAGCCAAGCUGAACAAGUCAAAGAGGCAAAAGCAAAAGAAGAAAGGCAGGAGAAGUGUGGUGAAGAUGAGGACACAGUCCCAGCUGAGUACAGGUUAAAACCAGCAAAGGAUAAAGAUGGAAAACCACUAUUGCCAGAGCCUGAAGAAACAUCUAAGAGCCUGAGUGAGUCGGAGCUGAUUGGGGAGCUUUCAGCAGAUUUUGACCGAUCUACAUAUCAAGACAAACCAUCUACGCCAGCUGAAAAGAAAUCCAAUGACACAUCCCAAACUCCUCCGGGGGAGACUGUGCCUCGGGCCUCCAUGUGCAGUAUACGGUCAGCGCCACCCAAACUAGCAUCCUUGAAGGGCGUGGUACCAGAAGAUGCUGUUGAAACCUUGGCUGGAAGCCUGGGGACAAGGGAAGCAGAUCCAGAACAUGAAAAAACUGUGGAGGAUAAAGUCAAGGAGAAAGCUAAAGAAGAAGAGCAUGAAAAACUUGGUGAAAAAGAAGAAACAGUGCCUCCUGAUUAUCGACUAGAAGAAGUCAAGGAUAAGGAUGGAAAACCACUCCUGCCCAAAGAAUCCCAGGAACAACUUGCACCCUUAAGCGAUGACUUCCUUCUUGAUGCCUUGUCUCAGGACUUCUCCAGUCCGGCAAACAUAUCGUCUCUUGAAUUUGAAGAUGCCAAACUUUCUGCUGCCAUUUCUGAAGUAGUUUCUCAGACACCUGCUCCAAGCACCCAUGCAGCAGCUCCACUGCCUGGCACUGAGAAAGACAAAGAACUUGAUGAUGCCUUGGAUGAACUUUCUGACAGUCUUGGACAAAGGCCGCCUGAUCCAGAUGAGAACAAACCACUGGAUGACAAAGUGAAGGAGAAAAUCAAACCAGAGCAUAGCGAGAAACUGGGAGAAAGAGACGACACCAUCCCCCCUGAAUACAGGCAUCUCUUGGAUAAUGAUGGGAAGGACAAACCAGAGAAGCCACCGACUAAGAAAACAGAGAAACCUGAUCAGGACCGGGACCCCAUUGAUGCCCUCUCAGAAGAUUUGGAUAGCUGCCCCUCAACUACAGAGACCUCAAAGAAUACAGCAAAGGGGAAGAGCAAGAAGACUUCAAGUUCCAAAGCAUCCAAGGACGGAGAGAAAACAAAGGACUCUUCCAAGAAGACAGAGGAAGUGUCCAAGCCAAAGGCUAAAGAAGAUGCAAGACACAGUUAAUGAAUUUGGGUAUCUGAAUAGAAAUUCUUCAGCUGGUGGAUGGUGACUUUUGAAGAACAAAGGCUUUGAUGACAGUUUUUUCUGGGUGGUUUCUGGACAGUGGUAUUUGUUAUGUCUUUUGACAUCUUAAACACUGAGUUGUUAUUCUUUUCCAGAACGAAAAUGAAUUUGUCUGCUUCACCUGUGUUCUGUAUUGAGUAUUGAUAAACUUCAAAGAUUUUUAAUUGCCCUUAGAUGGGAGAAGGAAGCUUUAUAUUUGUAAGAAAUAUAUUUGAUAGUUUCUUAAAACACCAAAAAUCCCAGAAAGCCUUUACAAACCUUUGCACUUUAUAUAUACAGUGCCUGUAAAUCUCAUUAGUAUUUUUGGUUUGCACUAAAUUUUUUUAGCAUUUGAAAAAUAAUGCUCCCAACUUUUGUCAGUAUUUUGAUUUCUUAUUAUGUCUUUUUCUUCAGCUUUGAUGUAUCUUUGGGUUAAUGUUGAUAAGUCAAACAUGAAAUAUUGUAUACUCGGUGUAUAACUCUUUUGGGGAUGCUAAUAAUAAAUUAAUGAUAGAUGACCCAAGGUAAACCUUGGGAGCAUCAAUCUCCUUUCCUGCCUGAACUCUACUUUCUUAGGAAUGAGGACUUCUACUCAUGGUCAAACAAGACACACUGAGACUUGAAUGAAGCUAGCAGAAAAACAGCACAGACUAGAGUUUAACGUAUAACUUUUAGCAAUAAAUUGGGGAUUCUUAGAAUACUCAUAUGGCUUGAACUAUCCUGGUUUACCAUGGCAUUAAACUGUGGUUUCCACCCUCUACAUGAAAACCAGAUCAAAAUCCUUUGCUUAUAGUCACUUGCCACAUUGUCUAAAGCAUCUUUACCAAACACAAAAAUCAACUUCUUUAAAUGUGUGUAUGUACAUACAAUGGAUACACUGAAAUUUAAAAUCUGCUGCUAUAUCAAAGCAGGUUAAAUUAUCUUAACAUCUUUGAAUGGUACCUAAGAUUUUUCUGAGCACUGUACUGGUAUCAUUGAUGGAAAUUUGAUAAACAAUUAAUUCCAUUUCUACUUCCUAGCAAUGAAUGCUGAACAAGAUGUCAGGUGCAUAUAAACCAAACUUCAACUUUCUUGUGUCCAGAAAUCACAGCCUUUGUUGCCAUCAAUGUAAAGAUUUUACUACGAUUUAAUUAACUUUACUAAAUAUAACUUACAUCAUGAGCAAUUCCCAGGGGAUAGGUAAGACCAAGCAAAACAUUAUAUCCAUAAUGAACAUGAUACUUUGUUAACUGUCUCUAAAAUUACUCUCUACAAAAUAUGCAUGCACCUCUUAGAUUUCAAAUGCUACCCACAAAAGUAUUUAAUUCCCAGUCCUAUAAAAGGGACAGUCACUAUUCUGUUUUUAAGGCACUGAUAAGAAUGUACUCCCUGGGCGGUGGUGGCGCACGCCUUUAAUCCCAGCACUUGGGAGGCAGAGGCAAGCAGAUUUCUGAGUUCGAGGCCAGCCUGGUCUACAAAGUGAGUUCCAGGACAGCCAGGGCUACACAGAGAAACCCUGUCUCGAAAAGCAAAAAAAAAAAAAAAAAAAAAACAAACAAACAAGAAUGUGCUCCCUGUCUUAGAUUGUACUGCUGUAAACAGGCACCAUGACCAAGGCAACUCUUAUAAGGACAUUUAAUUGGGGCUGGCUUACAGGUUCAGAGGUUUGGUCCAUUAUUAUCAAGGCAGGAACAUAGCAGCAUCCAGGUAGGCAUGGUUUAGGAGAAGCUAAGAGUUCUACAUCGUGUUCCUAAGGUAAACAGGAGAAAACUGGCUUCCAGGGGACUGGGAUGAGUGUCGUAAACCCCAUACCCACAAUGACAUACUUCCUCUAACAAGGCCACUUCUAUUCCAACAAUGGUACUGCAUGCGCCGAGCAUAGUCAAACCAUCACACUCCCUGAGUUUUGAAUUCAUUAUUGUCUAAUCCUUGUAUCUUGGCAGUGUAGGUGUCUGUUUACUCUUUUCGUUUCUAAAAGCAUGCUGAAACCUUUGGCAUUGGCACAUAUGCUUCCAAGGCUAUGGCUCUAAUAUACAAACUUCCAUGUACACAUAGGAAUAUACUUAAGUGAUGUGACUAAAUAAAUUUAAGAGUGGCUAUAAAAUCACACAUAUACUUAAGGUAUCAAAAAUAUUUUUUUAAUUAGGAAUAUUCUCAAGACUUCAGUGUUUGCUGGUAACUCACAGUGACUUGCAUAUGCCAUAGGAUCUAAAGGAAUCCUUUUUAUUCUUUUCUAUUGUUUACUUUUAAAAUCCUAGUCAGGUGAAAACAAUUGCAGAUAUUGCCUUAGAAGUAAAGAACAGAUGGUUUUUAUUACAAAAAGUUGCUGCAUAUGUAAUAUUUUAUCUGUUUAGAAAAUGGGCUUUUCCAAAAGUGAAGGUGACCAAAACAAAAAUCAGUAUUUGUGUUUCAUUAAUUAAGAUAUAAAAUUCAAUUAAAGGAAAAUAUUUUACAUGAA